CAGCCAGCCAUUUUCUUUUUUGUGUUUUCUUCUUUUCCCUUUUCUCCACUUUUUUUUUCCCUUCCCUUCCAUCUUGAAUCAGUGAUGGAUCUGCUCUCGGGUACUGAUGCCUCGGGUAGACAGAUUAGUCUUUUGAAUGUGAAUAAGCAAGCCAUGGUAUCUUCGUUUGGCUCUAACGCAUCCUCGGUGGACGAGGACUCGCCUUCACCCAACCAAGCCAUGUCUUCAAUAAGCCCAUAUUCAUCCGAUAACGAGAAAACUGGCUCUUCACAGACCCAAGUGCAUACUAAGCGGAAGUAUCAUUGUCGAGAGCCUGGCUGCGACAAGAGCUUCACCACGAGUGGUCACCUUGCUCGCCAUAAUCGCAUUCAUACUGGCGAAAAGAACUUUCGUUGCUUGUUUCCAGGAUGUCAAUCCAGGUUUUCAAGGCAGGAUAAUAUGAUGCAACAUUAUCGAACCCAUAUGUCGCCAAAAUCACGGCGUACCCACAAAUCCAAAUAUUCACCGGCUGAAGACCACCCGGUACCGCACUUACAUGCUCAUCACAGGUUCCGGUCCGAUUCACACCGAGUGCAACCUCCUUUGACCAUUGACCAACAUUUAAGUCAACAUCACCACCGGCAAGAAUUGCCACCGCGCAGACCCCCGCCACCCAACGCCAUUCCCAUGCAGCCUUCUUCCUCAACAUCUUCGACCACUUCGGCGUCAUCCAAAACACCCCCAUCAAGACGCUAUGGUUUUCAUCCAUAUCUACCUCCUUCUUCUUCCGGUGGUUCCAGUUCGUUCCCUGUUCCUGUGGCUAUUCGACAGAUUACCAGUAAUGGUGUCAAUUCCCCACAUAACACACCUGCUUUGACGGCAUUAUCAUCCACCACCCUACCUCCUAUAUCGCAAAUCAUGGAGUUACCAGCCACCACCGCUGCUGAUCAUCAACAGCGUUCACGUAGUAGUAGCCAUCAUCGGUUACCCACCCCACCCACCUUUUUAGACCGUUCUUUACCAUCCUCCUCACCACCAGCCUCGUUAUCGGCUCAUCCACCACGGGAUCCAUUUUUUCGUCCGCCCUAUGUAGAGAACAAUACCAACAGCCCUCCUUCUUUACUAGGACCUAUGAUCAACCGGUCUCAUGAACAUCCUCCUUCACCCUUCCGGUCUCCACCUCGAGUGGAAACCCAUGAAGAAAGUAAGGACGACGAUGAAGACGCCCUUCGCAAACGCACUGAAAUGCUCAAGCUGGCUCACAUUGUUAGUACGUUUGGUUGAUGAUACAUGGAGGAAGGGAAGAAGCAGAUGGGGUUUGCUCCCACUCUUUGUAACUGUUUGUUUUUGUUGUUUUUCUUUCUACCUGCUCUUUCUCUGUACCAUACUGUUCUUUAACCCACCCGUCUUCCCUUUUUUUCCUUCCUCCCUUUCCUCUUCUUCUACUCCCUGCUGACGGAUUCCACCCACUUCGUCAGUCUUUAGCAGU
Molecule: messenger RNA, 1468 nt
Organism: Umbelopsis ramanniana AG
Lineage: Eukaryota; Fungi; Mucoromycota; Umbelopsidomycetes; Umbelopsidales; Umbelopsidaceae
Exons: 2
Coding region: 85-1263 (392 amino acids)
Biological process (GO): regulation of transcription by RNA polymerase II
Cellular component (GO): transcription regulator complex; PcG protein complex
Molecular function (GO): RNA polymerase II cis-regulatory region sequence-specific DNA binding; DNA-binding transcription factor activity, RNA polymerase II-specific
Source: RefSeq, a predicted model, not a curated record